UGCAUUGAAAUGUUGCGUUAAUCCUGACACAUUUCCCCUGAAGACCCCGAGGUUCCUCAGCCUUUAUAAUCCCGGAGUUGGUGGUUCGUCCCACGUGGUUCUCCAGUCCCGUAUAAAAACUUUCCAGAGGCUCAAAAUCGGCACAAUGUCUGUUCGCACGAGAAACGAGCCGAACACACACACACUCACACACUCACACCGAGAGCUAUGAUGAAGAAGUGUAUUGGGAACGAACACUGGAAGUCAAAAUGCCCAACAAAGGAGGACACGAUCUUCAUCUGAAGAACUAAAAGGCGAAUGAUUAUUUGGAAAUACUGUGGUCUCCUUCUUUGACUGGUUUACACUCGCUUCCCUUCACCAUGGAUGACUUUAACUCAAUAGAGUGAAGAAAUCAUAACAGCUCCUUUGUUUAGUCUGUGGGGUUUCACACGCGUAAUACUGAGAUUUCCAGUCAUGCCAUGACGCAUCAGACGCGUGCGUAAAAGUGCCAUUCGCGGCUGUAUGUGGACAGAUAUCAAGAGCUCUGGUUGCUUUAUUAUUUACACCUCUCACAUUUAUCAACUUUGAGAAAUUCUGAUGGUGUGACGAGCCGUGAUAUCGAUCACGAAUUGUGUUGAAAUCAUUGGCGGAGUGACCAAAGAAUCAACCGCAGGAACACAAUACAGACGUUUACAGGAUUUAUCGCGUUUGCGUUUAACUCGACUCGAACCGGAUCUCCUUUAAGAGUGGAUUUAACACUUUAAAGUCACACUUUUUUGGGAGAAAAGAAGGCGGAUACGAACUUGGCCGCAAUCAUCUCCAUCACCCUGUUCUGUUGAUUAUCACGGAAGAUGAAAAGCUUGAUAUUUGAAGUGCUUUGUUUUGUGUCCAUCCUCAUCUCCAUCCGCUGCACACCGGCACCGGACACCGAAUCCGCAAACAUCAGCCCGAGCUGCGCGUCCUGCGGGCUCAGCCAGGCGGAUGGAGGCACUCUGGUGGAUGUGGAUUUGUUGGAGGCGGUGAAGAGACACAUUCUGAGCCGGUUACAGAUGCGGGACAGACCCAACAUCACCCACCCCAUCCCGAAGGCGGCGAUGGUGACCGCGCUCAAGAAGCUCCACGCCGGGAAGGUGCGCGAGGACGGGAGAGUGGAGAUCCCAAACCUGGACGGACACGCCGCGUCCGCGAACGAGGUGGAGGAGGAGACUUCGGAGAUCAUCAGCUUCGCCGAGACAGACGAAUUGCUGACCUCCAAAACCAGCCUGUUUUUUGUGAUCUCCAACGAGGGCAACCAGAACCUGUAUGUAUCCCAGGCCAGCCUGUGGUUGUACUUCAAGCUUCUUCCUAAUGUUCUGGAGAAAGGCUCGAGGAGGAAGGUCACGGUGAAGGUUUAUUCGCAGGAACCGGGACUCGGGAGCAAGUGGAACUUGGUGGAGAAGCGCCUGGAUCUCAAACGCAGCGGAUGGCACACUUUUCCACUGACGGAGGCCGUGCAAAUGGUUUUUGCCAAAGGCAAUCGCCGGCAGAACCUGGAUGUGCGGUGUGAAGUGUGCGAUAAGAUGGGCGUCAUGCCUAUUCUGGUGAACACGGCCGACGAAUCCCAUCGUCCAUUCCUUGUGGUCCAAGCACGAGCGGCCGACAACAAACACCGCAUCCGCAAACGAGGCCUUGAAUGCGACGGCAGCAGCAGCUUGUGUUGCCGCCAACAGUUUUACAUCGAUUUCCGCCUCAUCGGCUGGAACGAUUGGAUCAUCGCCCCAUCAGGGUACUUUGGGAAUUAUUGCGAAGGGAAUUGUCCGGCGUACAUGGCCGGAGUUCCCGGAUCGGCUUCGUCUUUCCACACGGCCGUCGUGAACCAAUACCGCAUGCGAGGAAUGAGUCCGGGAUCCAUGAACUCCUGCUGCAUCCCGACCAAACUGAGCACUAUGUCCAUGCUGUACUUCGACGACGAAUACAACAUCGUGAAACGGGAUGUGCCCAACAUGAUCGUCGAGGAGUGUGGCUGUGCUUGAGACUUCCAAAAUAUCAUAGUAAGAAACUAAUAUUUAUGACUCAUCCGUGCUCACAAAUCCACAUGCACACCCCAACUCUUCCAUGCAUCUUUGUACAUAUAUUUAUGUUCUUUAAUCAUUGAGCAAUUUAGUUCCAGUCUACAGGUUUGUACGAUUAUGUCACAUCAACGGGAUGGGAUUGUUUUUAUCUCUGUUUACACUUUUAAAAACAAAGUUUCUUUAUUGGCAUCGAUGGUCAUCCAUUAGACAAGAGGUUCUUUAGAUUACUAAAAUGUUCUUCACACUGGUUCUUUUAAAGAGAUAGUUCAGCCAAAAAUGAAAAUUUGCUGUUAAUUUACUCACCCUCAGGCCAUCCAAGAUGUAGGUGACUUUUUUCUUCAGUAGAGCAGUGAAAAAGAUUUUUAGCUGAAACCAUGGUCCUUGGUGAUCCAUAAAAUUCAAGUCAGCGGUAAGCAAUUUGAGAAUUAAAAAAGCAUAUACAGGCAAAAUUAAAUGAAUACCGGUGGCAUCUGAAGAUAUAUUGAGUUCUUAUGAAGUGAAACAAUCAGUCUGUGCAAGAAUUUUUUUUUAAAGAUUUUUUACAACAUUAUUUCAUGUAAUCCAGAGCUUCAGGCAAACUGGGAAAUCUGAGUCUUUUCCAUAAAUAGGUUCAUUUCGAUGACCUGAUUCAAUUCAGUAGUUCAUUUACAUAAUGAUGCAAUGACGUCACGUAUACGAAAUUAUAUUAUUAAAGCAUCCAAUAAUGAUGUGAAACCUGGAUGUUUUGCAUGUCUAAAGCAUAUAAAGUGAACAAACUAGUCUUAAUCAGCUCAACAUUUUACAUAAACAAUGAGAAAUAAACAUUCAUUUCACACCUUCAUUCAAGUGUUUGGUUCAUGCAUGCACAUAUCAGCGGCCCAUCGGUCUUUGGUCCAAAUUGAACUCUUUCCUCAGUUCAGUGACUGUUGGAGGAACUGAAGCACUGAAUGAUUCAUUCAUCAUAGGAUCAGAUACAAUGCUAUUUUGGCUCAUUUUGAGUCGGAGUGACUGUCAGGCAUCCGAGAGAGAGUUUUGAUUCAGUAAAUGUAGAUUUGUGCUGCUUGAGCCACAAACUGUUUCAGACCGUUCAGUUCAAACUGGUGAAUUGAUUUAGCUAACUCACUAAAAUGAACCGGUUCAAAAAAAUCAUUCAUUUGUGAACUGGACAUCUCUCUGGACCGUUUGCCUGAGGCUCUGGAUUACAAGUAAUAAUGUUGUAAAUAAUGUUCACAAGUUGAUUGUUUUGCUUCACAAGACCUCAAUAUAUCAUCAGGAGCCACGGGUAUUAAUUUUGCAUUCCUUGAUAUGCUUUUUUUAAUUCUCUGCAUUGCCUGAAUUACCAAGGACCACCAUUUCAGCUAAAGAUCUUCUUUACUGUUCCACUGAUGAACGAAAGUCACCUACAUCUAGGAUGGCCUGAGGGGGAGUAAAUUAACAGCACAUUUUCAAUUUUGGGUGAACUGUCCCUUUAAGAACUUGGCUGAAAGAUUUUUUGGGGAACCAAAAAUGGUUCUUUUAUGGCAUCUCUAAGAAAGCCCCCUUUUGAAACCUUUAUUUUUAAGAGUGUAGUUUGGUUCUUCUCUUUAAAAAUGGAAAGAGGAGGGGUGAUCUUCUCAAAAGACUUUUAUAUCUGUGUACCUUCCCGAAAAGCACUGACCAUCUUCUCAAAGCAACGCCAGCACUUCCCACAUUGAGUCUAUUGAGUGACAACCAGUCCAUUUAAGAGCAUCCAUCUUCAACGAUUGUCUGCAAAGAGCUACAACAAUCUUUGGGUUUCUUGACAGACAUGAGAUCCAUUCAUGAAUCAUGAGGCGUGUUUUGUUAUGUCUCGGUUGUGAUUAUUCAUGCAACAAGCCGAAGACACGCUUCUGAAACACAAGCGAAUCCAGUGAUCUCAUAAAUCGCCAAACUCUUCAGUUACAUCAUGGUGCAGCAUAGCACUUGCAAAAAAAUAUUGAAAAUGCACAAUAUAAAGCACUUGCAGACUUAAAAAUGCCUUCGAAGGUACCAAGUGGCACGCCUCAUUCACGAUUCCUCUGAAAUAAGUGCCGCACAAGCUAUGCAAUGUAUAGUAGUGACCUACACCGGAUGACCCACUUGUUAUAAAACGUUUUCAAUACUUGAAAUGUAAACUUUCGCUUCCUACUCUGAGCGGAUGGUUGUUACAAUGUUUGCACUGAAGUUGCAUUAUUAGUAAAGAAAAAAUCUGCCAUUGAAGAAAAAAAAAGAAAAGUUAUUUUUAUAGAAGCUGAAACUGAAUUCUGCUCAAAUGUAUUAUACCGAAUUAUGGAACCAAAGAGGCCAAGAUUUUAGCUAUUGUGAGAUGGCAAGGCCAUCGGAUUCUUUUGUAAAAUACUUUUUAAAUGCGCAAGAGGCCUAAACAAUGUAUCAGGGUACAACAGAUGGAUUCCAUUUUCAAGUUGUUGUUUUGUACAGUAGAUAAAUGGAAUAUUUCAUAUUUUUCCAUCAACUUAAUUUUUUUUUUUUUUUUUUUUUUCAGUUUUCUAUUUAAUACUUCUGUAGCGUCUAUUCCGGAAUCGUUUAAAGUCAAAUACAUGCCAUCUCUGUACAGCUUAUGUAAGAUAAAAAUGCUUUUAAAUAUUUUGUUCUUUGUAACUGUUAUAAAAUAAAUUUCUUAUACUGCAUCAAAAUUGACUUGUGUUACUUUUACAUUCAUGUUUAUGCAUUUAGCAGACGCUUUUAUCCAUUGCAUUCAAGGUAUGCACUUUAUCAGUUCGUGCAUUCCCUGGGAAUCAAACCCAUGGCGUUACUCAUGCCAAGUUUGUGGGUUUGAUUCCCAGGAAAUGCAUGGGCUGUUGUAUUAGAUUUUGUUCUCUUGAACACAUGGGAUGGAAACAGUGCCUUAUUCACAAAUGUUUUAUGUAAUAGUCCAUUUUUUUGCAUAUAUUCUGGGUGUCGAACCCAAAAGUAUUACUAGUGCCAAGAUCAUGGGUUCGAUUCCCAAGAACUGUUGUGUUAAUAUUUCUAAAUAGAUACUGUAUUUGCUAAGGCAAGCUACGGUAGCUAUGUUUGCAUCCACUUACUUUACACUUACCACAAUUUUAAUCAAAGUUACACCUUUAGAAAAUGCAAUGCAUUAAAACACAUGACAAACAACCAAGUCAUGACAGAUUUUCUACUCGAGUCCAAACUGAACAACACUGACCACGUCACUUUAAAGCUCUGAACAUCCCAGAUCCGUCAUCACUG
Cyprinus carpio (common carp) is the source of this 5219-nucleotide messenger RNA. RefSeq names its product inhibin beta B chain-like. The record is from RefSeq and is a predicted model, not a curated record. Lineage: Eukaryota; Metazoa; Chordata; Actinopteri; Cypriniformes; Cyprinidae. Gene Ontology annotation, biological process: SMAD protein signal transduction; BMP signaling pathway. Gene Ontology annotation, molecular function: cytokine activity; growth factor activity. Gene Ontology annotation, cellular component: extracellular region.